Molecule: messenger RNA, 894 nt
Organism: Dictyostelium purpureum
Lineage: Eukaryota; Evosea; Eumycetozoa; Dictyosteliales; Dictyosteliaceae
Exons: 2
Coding region: 1-894 (297 amino acids)
Biological process (GO): mitochondrion organization
Cellular component (GO): ERMES complex
Source: RefSeq, a predicted model, not a curated record
AUGACAAAUAUAAUCGAUAACUUUGUUAAUGAAUCACUAAUAAAAUUCCUCCCAAUAGAACCAGAAUCCUACCAUGAAAUUGAUGCAGAUAAUAAGAUUGAUUUCAUAAAUGAUAUACUCCCAGGUACAAAUAUUGGAUUUACCAUAGAAAAAUUUAAACAUAAACUUUCAGUUUCAAGAGGUGUCAAACCAAAUUUUUAUCAAGUAGAUUUAUUAAAUAAAAGCUUAAAGAACCAUAACUUUGGAGUUUCAGUUUAUGAUGGAAAGGAUAUACAACUUAACUAUAUAAUGAAACCAAUUAAAGGAAUCGGUGCAGAUUUUAGUGUAAAUACAUCAAUAGGUUCAAAAAGACUAUCAGGUACAUUCGCAGCAUAUCAUAGAGGCAAACGUUCAUUUACAGAGAUUAAAGGAACCGAAAUUGGCGAUCAUCGUUUAGUAGGCGUAAGCUAUUCACAUAUAGUUCGUAGUUGGUGGACAUUGGGUGCUGAAGCAUACUAUAAAUUCAUUCAAAGUAGUGGUGGUGCAGGUUUAGCAAGUCGUUUUAGAGGCGAAUUAGCAGGUUUACAAUAUACAGUAACUUCAUCCUACAAUAUUAUGGGCGACUUACAAUUAGGAACCUCCAUUUGUAUAAGCCCAAAAUACCUUUCAAUCUCCUCUCGUUUCAAUUUAAAUACAAAUAGCAUGCAAAGCAAUACCCAAUUUGGUGCCAAAUUAAUGUUAUAUCCAACCAUCAACGGCUAUAGCGCUCCAACCUGCCUUAAAAUUCGUACAAGUAAUAAUUUAGAAAAUGCAAUCUCCUUAGAAGUCCAUACUCCAGCUGUUAAAAUUAGUUUAGGAUGUUUUGGUAAAAAAUUAGAUUUGUUUAAUAAUAUUGGAAUUAAUUUUGAAAUUUAA